GCGGCGUUAGCGAUUCAUACAAUCUGGGCACGUACGUGUCAGUCUUUUUGCUGUUCAACACCGAAAACUAAGUUGGCUACUAGUUGAAGUCCCGAGCCAUGGCACCCAAAGGCACCAACAAACAGCAGUCCGAGGAGGAUCUUCUGCUUCAAGAUUUUAGCAGAAAUCUAUCCGCUAAAUCGACAGCUCUUUUCUACGGCAAUGCCCUGAUCGUCUCCGCAAUUCCUAUUUGGUUGUUUUGGAGGAUUUGGCACAUGGACCUAGUGCAGUCUGCUGUUCUUUACGGCGUUAUGACCCUUGUCAGCACAUACUUGGUGGCCUUCGCUUACAAGAACGUGAAAUUUGUUCUCAAGCACAAGGUUGCCCAGAAGCGGGAGGACGCUGUGUCCAAGGAGGUGACUCGCAAGCUGUCUGAGGCUGACAACAGGAAGAUGUCCCGCAAAGAGAAGGAUGAGAGGAUCUUGUGGAAGAAGAAUGAGGUUGCAGAUUAUGAGGCCACCACCUUCUCCAUCUUCUACAACAACACCCUCUUCCUGGUCCUGGUCAUCGUAGCCUCCUUCUUUCUGCUCAAGAACUUCAAUCCCACUGUUAAUUACAUUCUGUCCAUCAGUGCCUCCUCUGGUCUCAUUGCCCUGCUGUCUACUGGAUCCAAGUGAGCGAAUGAACAAGCAAACAGGAGAGUUGGAACCACAAGAAAAGGAAGAGAAAAGGAGAUUGGGAAGGGGUUGGGGUGGGAAGCGGUUGGGGUGGGAAGCAAAGACGUGAUGCCGGGCUGGACAUUUAUCAUUUCUGUUGCGCAUGAAAUUUUUCAUGAAAUUCAUGAUGUCAUCUGUGGAGGUUCUUUCUGACCUCCGCCAUUCUCUUUUUAUACAAAUUAAAGAUGAUGGACCUGGAACAAUCUGCUUAUUGUUUGCCUUUUGGUGAUGGCCACAAAAACAAGACCCAAAAUGCCAGCGAAUGUGUUGGCAUAAUCCAUUUUAUUUCAAGCGUGAUACAGGAUUCAUCUUUAAAUAUCUGUAAAUAUUUACAUAAGUCACUGCUUCAUGACCACAAGGAAAAACAUAAUGAUGGCUAAAAUACCCUGAUGCAAGUAGAUAAUGGCUUGAUAACACUUGUACAUUAAUGAACUAUAGAAACAGAGAGUUUACAUCCCUAUCUUCUAAAAACCAAUGGCUAUGAGGAAGUGGAGACUCAGGCUCUCAGGUUCCUUAUGUACAUGAAGGGUAAAGUUAAAGGCACUCAUUGGGAGAGGACUGAAAAAGCAAAGAACUGAAGUCUAAGAUUGUUGUUGUGGUGGGGUUCUGUACAAACCAUUAAAUGCUUAAUUACAGUA
Messenger RNA from Alosa alosa (allis shad), 1333 nucleotides. It is a transcript of the gene ssr3, whose product is annotated as signal sequence receptor, gamma. The coding region runs from base 99 to 656 and encodes 185 amino acids. Gene Ontology annotation, biological process: SRP-dependent cotranslational protein targeting to membrane. The record is from RefSeq and is a predicted model, not a curated record. The transcript has 5 exons. Gene Ontology annotation, cellular component: membrane; endoplasmic reticulum. Lineage: Eukaryota; Metazoa; Chordata; Actinopteri; Clupeiformes; Clupeidae.